Molecule: messenger RNA, 792 nt
Organism: Peronospora farinosa
Lineage: Eukaryota; Oomycota; Peronosporomycetes; Peronosporales; Peronosporaceae
Source: the annotation of a GenBank genome assembly
AUGGUGCAGGUGAGCCCUUGCGCUCGUUUUGCUAUGCUGGCUCAUCAAGUCGUAAAUGUGGUCUCAAGAGCGUGCUCCUUUACGUCGAAAGAGCACAAUCCUCGCAACGAUAUCAAGAAUUCCAGCGGAUCCGCUCGAGACAGUACAACAGAGCUCGAUCGGGGAGCAUGUGCUGAUGAAAAUGACGGUGAACAUGACGGUGGUCCUGGUAGUGAUGACGAAGACGUGCUAACUUCACUUGGGGCGUCAUACCGAGCGUGGCGCGUGUAUCAUCGAGAGAAAAAAGCACAUGACUACACCAAAAGUAGGUUAGUGGAAUCCAUCAGACGAGAAGCUACGCUUGCAAAGCAAAUGGCGCGUUUUGAUGGGUCUGUGGAGCAAAUUGAGCGCGCAUUCAUGAGGCAGGAAGAUCUAGAGGCCACGGUGAUCAUCUUGGUAGAAAAAUAUGACACUGUAGUGACGAGGCAAGCGACAGAGAACGACAAUGAGCUCGAUCUUGAAAGUCAGUGCCCGUUGCGCAUUCAUCGUCUCCAUGAAGCAGACGCUUUGCAUUGGAAAACGCAGUGCGAACAACUCCUUUCAGAAUUGGCAUCGAUCAAUUUGGAGAAAAACCGACUGAUUGAAGAGCUUCGGAAGGCAAAGAAGACUGCAGUGUUAAUCAUGAACCGGCAGUACGUUCAUCUUGAGACGGGGAUGAGCAGUGCGCCGCAAUUGCUUCCGCGUGCCGCUCGACGCCAGAAAAAUGAUAUCAAAAAGCGAUCGUACAGCGACAUCGCAAUCGUUCAAGACUGA